Messenger RNA from Setaria italica (foxtail millet), 2113 nucleotides. RefSeq lists its product as uncharacterized. Gene Ontology annotation, cellular component: plasmodesma; plasma membrane. NCBI's taxonomy places the organism in Eukaryota, Viridiplantae, Streptophyta, Magnoliopsida, Poales, Poaceae. The transcript is spliced from 8 exons. The record is from RefSeq and is a predicted model, not a curated record. Bases 264 to 1880 code for a protein of 538 amino acids.
CUCGCUAGCUGUAAGCCUGUAACCUGCCGAAGCCAACUCGUCUUCUUCUCGACGUUGUCUUCUUCUAUCCCCUGCGUCUUGUUCCCAUAUCCCCAAGCAACCGAGCGUUCCACCGACCAGCCGGACAGUACUCGUCAGGAUUUCAUGGCCCACGGCACCGUCCUCCUCCCCAGUCCCGCCGUUUGAACUCCGACUCACUGACGCCGUGCUGACCUGCAAGGCUGCAACGAACGACUCGAGCAGGGAACACUCUCCCCACGGCCAUGGCGGUGGUCGUGGCGGCGCGUCGCGCGACUCCCCUCGUCCUGCUCUUCCUCGUCUCCGCGUCCUUGUUCCCGGCCGAUGCAUCAGCGGCGGCGGCGGGGCCGGGGGCGAACUUGUCCUUCGUGCUCGCGGCGGAGAAGACGCAUCGGAAGGAUCCCCUCGACGCGCUGAGGUACUACACCGGCGGGUGGAACAUCAGCAACGAGCACUACUGGGCCUCGGUCGGCUUCACCGCGGCGCCGGUCUUCGCGGCGGCGGGGGUCUGGUUCGUCGUCUUCGGCAUUGCGCUCUUCCUCGCGGGCUGCUGCUUCUGCUGCUGCCCGGGCGGCGGCGCCUCCGACUCGUACUCGCGCGCCUGCCUCGUCGUCUCGCUCCUGCUCCUCCUCGUCGCCACGGCCGCCGCCGCCGUCGGGUGCGCCGUGCUGUACGACGGGCAGGGCCGCUUCCACGGCACCAUGGCGGCGACGGUGGACUACGUGGUGCGGCAGUCGGGCGACACGGUCGCCAACCUGCGGAGCUUCACGGGCUUCCUCGAGACCGCCAAGGCCGCCGGCGUGGGGCCCGUCACGCUGCCCGACGAUGUCAAGGGGAGGAUCGACGACGUCGUGCGCAACGUGGGCGCGGCCGCCGACGUGCUCGCCGCCCGCACGUCCAGCAACGCUGCCAAGAUCCGCGCCGCCCUGGAGACCGUAAGGAAGGUUCUGAUUGUCGUCGCAGCGGCGAUGCUAAUCCUUGCUUUUCUUGGCCUUGUGUUCUCGCUUUGUGGAUUGGAAUCGGUUAUCUACGUGUUGGUGUUUUUCGGGUGGAUCCUGGUUGCAGGAACCUUUGUCCUCUGCGGUACUUUUCUCCUCCUUCACAACGUGGUCGGUGACACCUGCGUGGCGAUGGGCGAGUGGGUGGCGCACCCGCAGGCGCGCACGGCGCUGGACGACAUCCUGCCGUGCGUGGACACCGCGGCGGCGACGGAGGCGCUGGACCGGAGCAAGGAGGUGAACUACCAGCUCGUCGCCGUGCUCAACGGCGCGCUGGCCAACGUCUCCAACCGCGACUUCCCGCCGGGGACACCCCCGCCACUCAACUACAACCAAUCCGGCCCGCCCGUGCCGCGGCUCUGCAACCCCUACACGCCGGACCUCCGCGACCGCGCCUGCGCGCCCGGCGAGCUCACCCUCGACGCCGCGCCGCAGGCCUGGCGGCGCUACGUGUGCGCUUCAACCACCACGGACGCCGCGUCGGGGGCGGAGGUGUGCGCGACGCCCGGCCGCGUCACGCCGUCCAUGUACGACCAGCUCGCCGGCGCGGCCAACGUGAGCUACGGGCUCUACCACUACGGGCCGGUGCUGGUGGACCUGGCGGACUGCACGUUCGUCAGGGAGACGUUCGGGUCCAUCGGCGGCGACCACUGCCCGGGCCUGCGCCGGUACAGCGGGCAGGUGUUCCGGGGCCUGCUCGGCGCCGCCGUCGCCGUGCUGCUGGCGGUGCUGCUCUGGGUCGUGCACGCGCGGGAGCGGCGGCGGAGGAGCGAGGCCAGGGAGCUCCUCCUGGCGCCGCCGCCGUACAAGUUCCCCGUGGAGGAGAGGGCGUUUCUCAAGAGCCCGGCGAGGCAGUACAUGUGAAGAUGAAUCGCAUGUAGCAUCAGCUAGCUUGAUUAGGCUCGUAUUAUACUUAUACCUGUACAUUGCAUUCAAGUCGUCGGCAUUAGUGUUUUAUGUACGAAACACUAUGCAAUUUCGAUAAUUCUGGCGACUACAUUAUACAGUGAUUCUAUAGUACAAAAUUUCUCCGAAGAGAGAACAUCAUCAUCACCGGUACUCUUGCUGAGAGAAUGGUGCGGUUUGCAAGGGGACCU